ACUCGGGACUGACGCACACGACGCGGUCCACGUGAUCGGGCUUCGGUGAUCGUUUUGCGUGCAGUUGCGUUGCGUACGCGCCAACUGAAACUCGAUCAACCUUGCACAAGGCGUGCGUUUGUGCUUUUUUAUCUUGUUUUCAUGCGAAGGUAAAGAUACGAUCGCGAGCAUAAUUAGUGAAUGAAAACGGCGCGAUCAGUGGACGCUGAGUCAGUGCGUUGCAUUUCGCAUGAGCCGUAUGCUUAUGUUAUCGUGCGAUUGUGGCCACUUUCGAGUGUGACUCAAGCAGAAGAGCAAACGGCCCUUAAAGUGAGAAGCUGUUCUUAAAAGGCUGCGUGUGUUCGAAAGUGAUCGAGACUUACCAACUGAAGGUCCCUGUGUUCCCGAACAGCACGGAAACCGGUCCCAACAAGCAUUGGUGCCAACAACACACCGGACCGUGAAGCUGCAACGACUGCUGCAGCGUGGAAGUGUAAGAAGCAGCAGAAACGACCGGCGACGACCGCCUCCAGAUUGUGUGCUGUUGAAAGUUGCUGAAAAGGAAAGUUUGUCGGCCCCUUCAACCUCAAGGAACACUACCCUGAACCGCUUCCCGCUACGAUACAUCUUCACUCGAGACCAGCUCGAGCUCUAGAGACUCUCGCCGUAAGAAGUUGCUUCCUGCGCACGGAACACGCGGAAACGGAAGACUCAAUCUGUGCAGUCAUCGGCGCUCCGAUUCGAAGUAGACGCCAAAAAAACACCCGCCAGCGUUGCACAGAAUGAUCAAUCGACGAAAAGUGUUGUUCCCGGUGGUGCUGCUGCCCCUUCUGCUGAUUGCGAUCUCGCUGGAACCGUGCGAUGGACACGGACGUCUGAUUGAGCCACCGAGCCGAGCCUCGGCGUGGCGGUACGGAUUCUCGACGCCACCGAACUACAACGAUCACGAGCUGUACUGUGGUGGCUUCAAUCGGCAGUGGCAAAAGAAUGAAGGCAAGUGUGGCGAGUGCGGUGAUCCGUUCGAUGUACCACUGCCACGUCCUCACGAAUUCGGCGGUAAAUGGGGUCAGGGUGUAGUGGUGCGUCGGUAUAAACCCGGUUCUACGAUUACCGUUCGCGUUGAGCUCACCGCCAGUCAUAUGGGCUACUUCGAGUUCCGUAUCUGUGACAGUGUGCAGGCGAAGCAGGACUGUUUGGAUAAGCAUCUGAUGCGCAUCAGCAGCGGCACACCGAGCAUCCCGCACCCGAACGAUCUAAAGACACGCUUCUAUCCGCGCAACGGUAGCCGGAUUUACGAUAUGAAGGUGGAGCUUCCUUCCGAUCUGAACUGCCACAACUGUGUCAUCCAGUGGAAGUACAUCGCCGGCAACAACUGGGGCAUCUGCCCGGAUGGUAACGGUGCAGUCGGUUGUGGUCCGCAGGAAGAGUUCCGGGCCUGUGCCGAUGUAUCGGUUGGUGAAACGGAUGGACCGACACGGACGCCACUGCGCCCUGGACAGAAACCGACCCCGACACGUGCCCCGACCGAUGGUACCAGCAAACCGUCCUCGCCCGACGGUACCGACGAGGCGAUCGAAGAGCCACCGAAGGGUGUCCCGUACAUGGGACCCCUGGUGGCUCUUCUGUCGCUUUUUCUGGUCCUAUGUGGAUUUGCUGCGCUAUAUAUUUACCACUAUCAUGGGAGCCGGAUAAAGGCGCUGAUGCGCUGGAAUCGCGAAAAGUCACAGAAGAUCAUCCAGGUGGAACCGCCAGCAUCGGUGGCAUCGUCGGCGGGCAUCGGCGAUCGGUCAAGCGAUAUCGAAUCGGCGACCAUUGGCGGUGGAGCGCCUGUGCCACCACCUCGCACGAAGCGCAUAUCUCAGCAUCUGCGCGAUAUCGACGCCCAGGAAUCGAGCAUACUGUCCGGCAGUGCGAAGCGCCAAUCCACGAAGGAUGUCAACGCCAGACCAGGUGGUAGUGAUUGAGGGACCGCAAGUGGUGUGCUGUAACCCGUGAGGGGGGGUUUUUUCUUUUAUUUAUUUGUACCGCAAGCCGCACACCCACAGGCAAGCCAGUGCAAUGGGGUAUAUGUCUUGCAAACAUUUUGUGAAAAACUAGGAUGUUCCGUAGCACGUGACCUUAGAUCGUAGGCCACCACUGCCAGUAGAUAGGAUCGGGGUCGUAGAAGACUCAGCAGUUUUCUUGCUGCCUUCGGACGACGAAUUGAGCCGUAUUGUCAAUAAAGAAACAAAACAU
Anopheles darlingi is the source of this 2214-nucleotide messenger RNA. RefSeq lists its product as uncharacterized. Bases 762 to 1943 code for a protein of 393 amino acids. NCBI's taxonomy places the organism in Eukaryota, Metazoa, Arthropoda, Insecta, Diptera, Culicidae. The transcript has 5 exons. The record is from RefSeq and is a predicted model, not a curated record.